Messenger RNA from Cynocephalus volans (Philippine flying lemur), 1098 nucleotides. It is a transcript of the gene NKX6-1, whose product is annotated as NK6 homeobox 1. The coding region runs from base 1 to 1098 and encodes 365 amino acids. Gene Ontology annotation, cellular component: nucleus. Gene Ontology annotation, biological process: regulation of transcription by RNA polymerase II; cell differentiation. Gene Ontology annotation, molecular function: RNA polymerase II cis-regulatory region sequence-specific DNA binding; DNA-binding transcription factor activity, RNA polymerase II-specific. The record is from RefSeq and is a predicted model, not a curated record. The transcript is spliced from 3 exons. NCBI's taxonomy places the organism in Eukaryota, Metazoa, Chordata, Mammalia, Dermoptera, Cynocephalidae.
AUGUUAGCGGUGGGGGCCAUGGAGGGCACCAGGCAGAGCGCGUUUCUGCUCAGCAGCCCACCCCUGGCCGCCCUGCACAGCAUGGCCGAGAUGAAGACCCCGCUGUACCCCGCCGCGUACCCCCCGCUGCCCACCGGGCCCCCCUCCUCGUCCUCCUCCUCGUCCUCCUCCUCGUCGCCGUCCCCGCCUUUGGGUGCCCACAACCCAGGCGGCCUGAAGCCCCCAGCUGCGGGGGGGCUCUCGUCCCUGGGCAGCCCCCCGCAGCAGCUCUCUGCAGCCACCCCACACGGCAUCAACGACAUCCUGGGCCGGCCCUCCAUGCCCGUAGCCUCGGGGGCCGCUCUGCCCUCUGCCUCGCCCUCUGGUUCUUCCUCCUCCUCUUCUUCGUCCGCCUCUGCCUCCUCCGCCUCUGCCGCCGCCGCCGCUGCGGCCGCAGCUGCCGCCGCCGCCUCAUCCCCGGCGGGGCUGCUGGCCGGCCUGCCCCGCUUCAGUAGCCUCAGCCCGCCGCCGCCGCCACCCGGGCUCUACUUCAGCCCCAGCGCUGCGGCCGUGGCCGCCGUGGGCCGGUACCCCAAGCCGUUGGCCGAGCUGCCCGGUCGGACGCCCAUUUUCUGGCCCGGAGUGAUGCAAAGCCCGCCCUGGAGGGACGCGCGCCUGGCCUGCACCCCUCAUCAGGGAUCCAUUUUGUUGGACAAAGACGGGAAGAGAAAACACACGAGACCCACGUUCUCCGGCCAGCAGAUCUUCGCCCUGGAGAAGACUUUUGAACAAACGAAAUACUUGGCGGGGCCCGAGAGGGCUCGGUUGGCCUAUUCGUUAGGGAUGACGGAGAGUCAGGUCAAGGUCUGGUUCCAGAACCGCCGGACCAAGUGGAGGAAGAAGCACGCGGCCGAGAUGGCCACGGCCAAGAAGAAGCAGGACUCGGAGACCGAGCGGCUCAAGGGGGCCUCGGAGAACGAGGAGGAGGACGACGACUACAACAAACCUCUGGAUCCCAACUCGGACGACGAGAAGAUCACGCAGCUGCUGAAGAAGCACAAGCCCGGCGGCGGCGGCGGCCUCCUGCUGCACGCGUCCGAGAACGAGAGCUCGUCCUGA